UUCCGGAGACCGUAGUCGAAGCCCUGGUGGACGGCACCGCCAAGAUGCCCUGCAACAUUCUCCAGAAGAAGGGCGACAGCGUCGAAUUCAUUUUCUGGUACAAGAACGAUGGUGUUACGGCCUUGUACACGCUGGACGCUCGAGACCGACGCCUCGCGGACGCUUUCCACAUGCGCAACGAGACAUAUAGUGACCGUGUACAAUUUCAUGUCACCGGUGACCAACCCUAUCUGCAGAUGGAUUACCUCAGAGAGGAAGACACUGGAUCUUAUUUUUGUCGGGUCGAUUAUCAAUGGUCUGCAACGGAGCUUAAAAGAGUCAACCUUAUCGUUGUGGUACCACCUAAGCGACUAGUAAUUCGUGACGACUCUGGCCAAGAAAUCCGUGACAGAGCAGGGCCUUAUAAAGAGAAAUCGGAUAUAGGUCUAUCUUGUGAAGCUCAGAAAGGGUUCCCUUCUCCCAACGUCACGUGGUGGAGAGACAACAAAUUAUGGGACAAUACUUUCAAGAAGGUAUCCAACAAUGUCGUGAACGAGAUAAGGUUGUCCAAUCUCAGCAGGUCUGACUUAUUUGCAACUUUUCACUGCAAGGCUCAAAAUACUAAGCUUACCUCUCCCAUAAUCAAGACCAUCGUCUUAGACCUCUAUUUGUACCCGGUGUCAGUUAAGAUAACUAGCAAACCUAUGGCUCUCUCUGCCGGUAAACCUGUAGAUGUCACCUGUGAAUCAGUUGGAUCGCGACCCUCUGCGAAGAUCACGUGGUGGUUGAAUGGUACUCGUCUCACCGACCACAUCGAAACCGUCCAUGACAAUGUCACCUCCUCUGUCCUCCGCCUCCAACCCAAAGUCCAAUACCACAAGACUCCUUUGGCCUGCAGAGCUGAGAAUCCGAAGCUGUACGACAGUCAUGUGGAAGACAUCAGAUUGCUCAAUAUCACGUAUGUACCUCAAGUGUCUCUCCGUUUGAUAAAGGAGGAAGCAGAUCGCCAACCAAAAGAAGACGAUUUUGUAAGAUUAAUAUGCGACACAGAUGCAAAUCCACCUCUGCUAAAAGUGGGAUGGCUCUUCAAUGACCUGCCCUUGUCCCAUAACGAGUCUCGAAUUGAUGUGGUCAGUGGCAAUACUCUAGUCUUCAAACGAUUGACUCGUCGUAAUAGAGGACGCUAUAAAUGUUAUGCUAUUAACGAAGAAGGUAGAGGUAUUAGUCAAGAGCUAGUGUUAAAUAUCAGCCCAAAAACUGAAAAGAUUAGUUUGAGAGAUUUAGAGCAGAAAUCUGGAAUUAGUAAAAACCGA
Molecule: messenger RNA, 1292 nt
Organism: Stegodyphus dumicola
Lineage: Eukaryota; Metazoa; Arthropoda; Arachnida; Araneae; Eresidae
Product: adhesion molecule nephrin-like
Source: RefSeq, a predicted model, not a curated record